ACGGUCUGGUACUUGGUUAACGAGAGUUUGGGAGUGGUGUAUUUAUGGAAAGCUUAUGAAAACGAAAGCACUUUACUAAGUUUGUGAUGGCGUCCGCUUGUGAGUCUGAUGAGGAAACUUAUUCUGGAAGCGAAUCAGAGGCCAGCGAUGAUUUAGACAGUGAGCAGCAGUCAGAUUCAGAGGAUGAAUUUCAGGCUUACACAAAACAGCCCUGCAAAUAUUACAACCGUGGUGUUUGUAAGGAUGGGGCCAGGUGCUCCUAUCUGCAUGUCUGCAAGUAUUUUCUAACAGGGAGCUGCCGCUACGGGUCAAGCUGUAAACUAAAUCAUAGUGUGGGUGGAAGAAGAUCAGCUGGGGCGAGCAGCAGGACCGUAGACCAAUACGCAGCAAGCAACCCCCAGCUCACUGAUGGUCGACCCUACCAGUGGCAGAUAAAUGAUGGGAAGGGCUGGAAGGAUGUUGGAAAUGAUCAUAUUAUUGAGGCCCAGUAUUCGCUGCCCCACAGCAAAAGCAUAAAAAUUUACAAUACGCCAUAUGGGGCGGUGAAUAUAGAUUUCAGCAGAAUGAGAGUGUAUGGAAAGAACCUGAGAGUGAGGCGCCUGGAUGAUGGCAACACCAUGUGGUUCUGGUACUGCACCUUAAAUCGGAAGUGGAAGAAGUACGGAGACAAGGACUCAAAAGGCAAUCAAGGUCCAGUAAAAAGCUCCGACAUAGAGAGGAAGUUCCAGAGCGACCCGAAAAGCUCUUUUACUUUCACAUCUGGUGGGGAAACCUUGGAGAUUAAGUUCCCAGAAAUGCAACAGGUGGGGAAAAAGAAAAAGAGGAAAGUCACACGACGACCUUCAUUUAGACUACAACAAGCAGGGAUAGGAGCCACUCAGCUUGUCUUGCCUCUCCAGCGCAUUUCUUUGGGCUCCAAACCACAAUGGAAAUUUGAAGGAGACAGAGGAGCAUGGCAUGACUUCAAACACAGGUCUGGCACUGCGACUGAGUGCUCGGUGACCAGUGAUGAGAUUGAGAGGAAGUACCAGCAAAACCCCACAGACUGCAUGAUGUUUAAAGUAAAGGGGCAAUCCUACAAGCUGGACUUUAGAGCGAUGACUCAGAUAAACGAGAAAACCAAGCAUACGCGCCGGAUCAAACGAGUGCUGGUGUGAGCAAUAAAGAUGGAGCCACUUUUCAGAAGCCAGAGAAUUGUGCAAUGCUGCUUUAGAUCAGGAAUGGCUCUAUGAUUCAUAAUAGAAAAUGUUAUAUGUUUAGAUAAAUUAUGGCCUGAUACAAUAGAAUAUCAGUGAGGUUUACAAGCGAAAAUAUGAAUGAAGCUUAUAACUUGCAGAAUAUAUGUUUAAAUAACUGAUCGCAGCAUCUUAAGGGGUCAGGUCCAUUGUUCUGUACAGUACAGAAACCAACUGUAAAUUGAUUUUUUGUUUUUUUGUUUUGUUUAUGAGGCCAAUGAAAACCAAAAAAUAAGGGUGACAUAAUGGGACAUGAGUGUGAUUUUAGAAGCCAUCUGAAAAAUAUGUACAAAUAGAUUAUGUUGUUACAAUAAAAGUAUCAAUAUUAAAGUCAAUGCUAAUUUAAAACUAAUAUCCACAUUUGUUGCUCAGUUAUGCCACAUGCCUUAUGUGCCACUAUGUUUUUCCUGUCUUGUUUUUCAUAUUUGUCAUAUAAUCAACCUGGUGCUGAUCUGAACAGAGUCUGUGGUAAAGAUUUGUAUUCUUUAAAUAGGAACUGAACAAAAAGUAAAAAAUAAACAUCACGAGUUUG
This is a messenger RNA of Girardinichthys multiradiatus, 1767 nucleotides long. RefSeq lists its product as uncharacterized. The coding region runs from base 87 to 1157 and encodes 356 amino acids. The record is from RefSeq and is a predicted model, not a curated record. The transcript has 10 exons. Gene Ontology annotation, molecular function: metal ion binding. NCBI's taxonomy places the organism in Eukaryota, Metazoa, Chordata, Actinopteri, Cyprinodontiformes, Goodeidae.